Molecule: messenger RNA, 714 nt
Organism: Thyridium curvatum
Lineage: Eukaryota; Fungi; Ascomycota; Sordariomycetes; Thyridiales; Thyridiaceae
Exons: 2
Coding region: 1-714 (237 amino acids)
Cellular component (GO): mitochondrion; cytosol
Molecular function (GO): peptidyl-tRNA hydrolase activity
Source: RefSeq, a predicted model, not a curated record
AUGGCAGAACGCAACACGCAGGUGAUUGCGAUCGCCACGACUACCGCCAUUGCCUUCAUAUCGGGUUUCAUGCUCGGUGUCUACUCGAUCCGCGGCUACCUUAUCUCACCUGCCCUGGCCGAGGAGCGCCGGCGCAACAUUCAGGACCCCGAGGAGAGCGAGGAGUCGGACAUUGACGAGGCCGACACCAUAUUAGACCAUGCGCCUAACUGGGCAAACGGCGCCGAAGCGGACCGGAGACAAGGCCUGAAGGUGCAGGACGGAGCCAAUAUCACCAAUGCCCAGAGGCAAAAGAAACCGUCGCCACCGGCCGCAGACAUCGUCGACAAAAACGAGGAGUGCAAGCUUGUGCUUGUGGUUCGGACAGAUCUUGGAAUGACCAAAGGCAAGAUCGCGGCACAGUGCGGCCACGCCACGCUGGCGUGCUACAAGAGCCUGACCAAGGCCGCGCAGAAGAAGGGAGACUCGUCGCCCGAGGCCCGCCUGUUGGCGCGCUGGGAGCGGCACGGGCAGGCCAAGAUCGCAGUGCAGACUAAGAGCCAAGAUGAGAUAUUGGAGCUGAUGGGUAAAGCGCGGAGCCUGGGCGUCACGGCCGAGGUCAUUGCCGACGCCGGCAGGACACAAAUCGACGCUGGUAGCCUGACUGUGCUGGGCGUGGGCCCGGCGCCCAAGAGCCUGGUCGACCAGGUCACUGGCCAAUUGAAACUGCUAUGA